GACUCAGAAGCCCACACGCUAGCAUUGGUAGUACUUCACACAUUCUUCCACUCGAUUCUGUAAUUCCUACUCGACACAGAAUAUCAAAAGUGAUUGACUGGAGUAAGGUGAAAGAAGAAUUUGUCAGGAACCAUUUAAAAUACUUGAAUAAGGUCUAAGAUGGCCGAGUAUCACUAUGAAUUUUUUUUCAGAGGACAAAGUCAUGCCCUAUGAUCAUGCGUUGAGUAUGCGCCGUGAGAGCUUGAAUAAUUGUCGGACCGGUAUACUCCAACACGGGCUCACACGCAAGCUUGCACAAGCAGGAGGAGAAGGAACCUACCGGUCGGUCGCGUGAUACCACGACCAAGAACAAGAGUCAAGCAGUGUCAACAUUCAAAGCCUUUGGGCCUGUUGGCCUGCAGGGCGAGAGCAGGUCGGCCACCUGUCAGCACGGGGGAGGGCUUGGAGCAAGGCCCUCCCCGCACCGAGACCUCCCCGCAUUGACAAGAAGGUGUGUCAAGAAAAAUAGCACCACCGAUGCGACGACCCGCAUCGAGUCGUGCAUGGGGCUGCAAACGCCACAGUGCACGCAUCUGAUUCCUUCUAGCACAUCGGGAGAUCUUGAGCGAUCGCUUCGUCUUCGAAUUGCUUGCGCCGGCCCCGUGUUCAAAGCGUGAACAGUGAGGGAGUAUGUGCGCCGAGACUCCGAGCGUCGACACGUCGCCUUCCAGGUUAAGCCGUUGGUUGACUCAUGAGAUGGGCGACUCUCCGAACAUCGCUCUCGACGGGUCUCAAUUUGCGGAACGGAGUGGCAUGAUCGCUCGGCCAAAGUCCUAAAAACUGGAAAAGCACACCAACAAUCCACAAAAAGUUGGAAUAAGGAAUGACCCGUGCGUCCACCAGGAAUCCAGGAUGUUCGAGUUUCCUGACGACUCGACCUACAGGCUCGACUUGGUGAUCACGAGCAGUGUUCAGAACCAACUCGCAGUCGGCUAAUAAUGGGGAAGAAAAAGGUAUGGCCUAUGUGGUUUGGACAAUCACAUUGCGUACCGUAGUGGACUCUUGCCUGCAGGCUCCCUGUGAAUGAGGAACAGAUCGGGUUGCGGUAGGCCCCACCCGCUGAAAAGCACAAAGAGGAUCUGAAAUCAGAGAUCCCAAAGCACCCACCGAAGAGAGUGUGACCUACAAGGACGAAGAAAUGUGAUGAACAAGACCUUCUCUGAAAUCAUCAAAGCAGCGCUCGUUGGCCAGGACCUCCGAGGACGCCAAUCACGACAACGGAGGUCCGGGUCCACCAACAGGCAAUGCAAUGCGACCUGUACGUAGCGAUCCUCAGUUCCUUUCUUCCUUGCUUUCGAUCUUCAAGUGGGGUCGUAUCUGGCAAUCGGUGCGAAAUAUCCAGCUCGCUAGGGAGGGCGCAACUCGGGGAGGUCGGUGCGAUCGCGCUAGCAGGACGUACGGAACAGAGUGGCGUACAAGUUUGUCCUUGAAUCUCUUAAAAGCAUCGGUUCUGAAUGUUCUGUUAGUUCGACGAUUGGAUGGGGACCUCGACAGGGAAGGGGACAGGGACACAGGAGCGACGCUCGCGAACGAAGCGGCCUCAGCGUGGAGAGGCUCCGGGGAACGGAGACAAACCAGAGUCGGGGUUGGUGAUGGUAACCCUGGAUAUAGAAUCAUGACCCGUGCGAUGGCUCAACAAUUUGGUGAACAUCAGGGCUCUUUGGUCCAAUUUUGGAUCCAGUAAUCGGGCUUGCAUGCAGUGUUGUUGAGCCUUUCCCACUUGCGCGAUCUGUUUUAUCUCACGCACGUUCCUUCCUUUCGCUUUCCCUUACCCAUCCCCAUCCCCAUCCCCUUCGUUUCAUCCAGCCUUGACUCCAAAGAACGCUCUCGUCGAAAGCUGCGGCCCUGCCCCGAUCUCUCCGUGCAUGUCCUUUCCUCUGCCAGUCUGGAGCUCGCAUGGGCCUAGUAAGAGAGUAGACCAUCACUGCAGCGCGCGAGGUUGGUAGGCAGGCAGAAAACGCAGAGUCGCUUUCGGCGAGAGGUCGGGCUUGCAACACAAGAUUCAGCUGCCCGAAGGCCGCGCAGUAGAAUGCCGCAGACUCUGCAGAGAAUCAUUCCGCGCUUUCGAAAGCGAGAAGUGGCAGUGGGGCUUCGGGCAUUCGCUCGGAUUUGGACGGCGGUGUGAGGCGUCGACCCCCUCGCCCUGCCCCUACCCCUGCCUCUGCCCCCAACGUAAUUCUCUCUACCGUACCCCGGCGAUCCCCGUCCGUCCGCAGCGGGAGGCUGGAGAGAGAGCAGGGCCAAGAAUCGGCCGCAUUAGCGACCGCGGUAGCUCUAACCUCUUAACCGCUGCGCAACGUUCGCAAUGUAGUAGGCCGCGCGGACUGGAUGGAUGCGGAAUCUGCGCGCGCGCUCAGGAUGCGCUGCGCUGGUCAUGCACCGGACUGUGCAGCUGCCGCUGAGAAGGGCCACGGCGAGAGAUAGAGAGAUAGAGAGAUAGAGAGAGAGAGAGAGAGAGAGAGAGAGAGAGCCGCAGACAAGAUCUGUCGAGUGCGAGAAGUGAUUGUUUAAUCGUGCGCGGAGGCGAUUCGUGUGCUGCAGGGGCAAGCAAGUAGAGGCGAACGCGAGCUGGGGGGGAGAGAGAUGAGGAUGUAGAGUAGCGGCAUCGGGAGCCCGAAUUAUUGGCGGUUCAAGAAUCAAGAUCCGGUUCCGAAAGCGAAAGAAGCGGAAUAAGCUUCUACUCUUCUUGCGGCCAUGGCGAGAGGAGGUCGGGGCGAGAGAGCGGGUCAGAGAGCUUGUCGUCGACUUGCCGUCUCGGUCGUUGCUUCUGUGAGCCUGCGAUGGGGAAUUCGUCGUGGCUGAAGCAGUAAGCGUGACGUGACGCGACGCUCGUGCUUGAUUCAUUCCUAUUCGACGCUUACGAGCGUUGUCUUGGAGGAAUUGCACGGAAUCCGUCCCUCGUCAUAUGCUCGCGGAGCAUCAGAUCAGCUGAUGUCUGCCUCCCUCGCCUCUCGCCUCGCUGCCUCUGUGCUCUUGGCCCCUCGCAACCCGCGAUAUCUUGCUUCCAACAGUUCUUUGUUGUCGCGCAUUCUGCCUUCUCUACCUCCUGCAGAUCACCUCAGCUGCACGUAGUCAGCCCAGGGCAGGGAGCGAGGGGAGCCGUAUAAAAGGACGACGUUCGAUCUUUGAAUUUGAUCUCGAACGAAGAGGAUCCUGUUUCGGGGAGAUCCCGACUUUGUAAGCUUCUUCAUACUCGAGGUUCUCAAUUAACAGGGUUGAGUGAUUGAGCAAUCGCUUGUGAGGAGACUCUGUUGUCGACGCAAGAGUACCAAAGAGGAAGAAAUCGCGAGUUCAGGAACAAGCAUAUGACGCUAUCUGAACAACGGGUCGAACUGUAACACGGUCAGCUUACAACUAGAAGCCGAAGCUAUUCUCCCGGUUCUGGGUUUGGUGAAUAUCAACAUAGAGAGGAAUGCAGAAUGUGAGCACGUCUUUGUGAGAUUAGAUGGUUUAUGAGGCCAUUCUGUGAGUGAGAAUCCUUGAACCAAGAAUUGUUUCUGUGUUCUGAGUACGGUUUAAGCACCAGCGGAGUCAGCAUUCGUCGACAAUGGGUUCUCUUUUCCUGUUAUCGCCACCCUGCAGGGCUCUAGCCCAUUCUCUUUUGUUGUGGCAAUUAUUAGUUCUGGCAAGCGCUGAAGGCCAUGAGAAUCUCAUCCAAAACGGCAAUUUUGAAGACGUAACAGGGUAUUAUCCGGCUGGCGUUGUGCUCAGAAGUGUAGAGAUGAACCAGAAUGCGGCCGUGAAGCAAUGGACUGUCCAAGAAAGUGCGAUAGAGAUUAUAAGCAGUAGGUUAUGGCCUGCCUCCACGGCAGAAUCUAUGUAUGCUGUUCAUUUAAACAGUCCGCAAGGCCCCGGUGCAAUACAGACCGAGGUUAACUCGAACCUCAUCCCUGGUCAGACUUACCUACUGCUUUUUGACGUGGCUAGCACUUUUGGGGGCCCGUCCGUGAAGAGACUUGAGGUCAGUCUCGAUUUUGGAUAUCCAGGUCCAAGGAAUGCGAUUUCGAAGUCAUUUUCGUUCAAUUUUCCAGAUGGAAACGAUCAGUCUAAGUACCUGAUCUGGGAGCCUACCCGGGCUUGGUUCAAAUUUAGGGGUGUAGGGAACGGUGCAAUUGUGAGGUUUCGGAGUCAAACUCCAGGAUCUCGCGGAUUAAUUGUGGAUAACAUAAAGUUGCUCCCAACAUCGUGUGGUGGUACUGAAUGUGCUCCAGCCGAUAUGUUUGUGGACUCAGGCAACAGCGGAGACCGGGAUGAGUCGGCCGGAAAAUCUUCACUGGGUCUUUUGAAGGAUAGAGUGAUGAUGACUACCGAAACUUGGUUCCGUCAGAGGUUUCUCAGACGUGCUGAUUGGUGAAAUUCUCUGUUGGUCUUAUUAUGGUGUUUAACGAGUAUUUGCUGAGCAGCAGCACAUUCCCGUCCUGGAGAUGUGACUGCAGCUAAUUUUUUGGCCAUGAAAUGGAGCCAGGACAUACAUGCAGAACUACAGGACGUAAGAUUUGUUCUCAGCAGAAACGGCACUACGAUCUGCUUCGUUCAGGUGACGUUCUUGCGGAACUUGACCGCAGACGGUUCACCGUGUGGUUCUCACGUUUCAGCGUAGCUUAACAUCACAGGACAUACUUCGUCCUCCUGGGAAGUCUUUAUCGAACUUGUGACUGUGCGACUGGUUUCCAUACGGAGUCUACAGAACAUGAACUAUGAACACUGUUUGUAGCAGCAGGCAAUCGCCCAAAUCUAGGGCAGUUAUAAAUGAGCACUAUGAGGUUGCAGAAGUGACAAGUGAGACGUGUUCCACUAAGAAAGUGGCUGGUCGACUAGGUACUGUGAAUGGAUGUGUUGCCUAUGGAGUUGACAAGCUCUUUGGAGAACAACGCAAUGGACUUUUUUUAUUGGAACAGGUCUGCAGAGGUAACCAAUAGUCUGCCAUGUUUAUGUUUUCGUCCUUUUCUCCACCUCUCAACGCCUUUUGAGUUGAGAGGUGAAGAAAAUAUAAAAAAUGCAGUGUCGUGUUCAGCUCUAUUAUUUACCUGAUGCUGUCAAAUUGGAGCUUACUCGUUGUACGUUAUGCGAUUUCAUGUUCUUUCAAAUAGAGUUAGUAUUUUGCCACUGCAUCCGACAAACAUGCCUGUAUUGUCAUUUCUUUUAAUCUGUAAGUUAGAAUUUAGUAUACGGUAGAGAGAACAUGCCACAUCAGAGGUCAAACCUUCUGUUAGUAUGGUUCAACACGCAGUUCAUGUUGCAUGCGUGCAC
Marchantia polymorpha subsp. ruderalis is the source of this 5289-nucleotide messenger RNA. The record is from the annotation of a GenBank genome assembly. NCBI's taxonomy places the organism in Eukaryota, Viridiplantae, Streptophyta, Marchantiopsida, Marchantiales, Marchantiaceae.